AAUGUAUAAAAAAUAAGCACACCAUUUAUCUUUCAUAGGAGAGACAUAGAGGUACAAAUCUGAAUCAGCUAAACUUUCACGAAAACAUGCUGUGUUUCUUUUUUUUUGCAGGUGGGCCGCAGCUUUAGCAGUUAGUGGACAGGAGUGGAGGAAGCCAAUCAAAAAGAUAAUAAUAAUUUCGGUACAGGAACUGGUACCGGUACGCCAGUGUCCAAAAAAUUUGGUACUGGAACCGGGUGGCGGUGCCAGUACCUGUUCCCUAGAACCGUGGUGACGGGCAGUAACGGUACGGGUAGCGGCGAUACCGUCUCUGAUAACGGUACAGAACCGGUACCGGGUCCACCCCUAAUUGCCCACAAAUGCCACAAUCAAACCGGACCCUACCCAUCCAUAAGCCGUCAAAUGACGGCAUAAAGAAUCCGUCAACCAUUGAAAUUACAGACUGCCCAAUCUCCAGAAGCUUCUUUAAACCCCAUCAUAAACCCUACUCUACCAUUACUUAACUGCUUCAUAGGCGCAUUUUCCCGAUCGCAGUCUCUUCCCUGCAAAGCUUCAUCAAUCUCUGCUUCAAGCAAAACAAAAUCAUGCACAGGCUCUCUAGGCGAUCUCUCUCCGCCGUGCUGCGCGCUGGUGCCUCGCGUCAACGGAAUGACGCCGCUCUGAAUUCAUCAGCCCGCCUCCUCAAUCAGCUGGUUGGUGAGAAUGGUCCCACAAGCAGAUGUUAUUCAGCCUUAGCUUUGGAAAGACACAGUAGCACAAGAACACUUAGUCCAUACAAUGCAAGUGCAUCAAUGCUUUUUGGAAGCAGGCAUGAAUCAACAUCUGCAGCAUCUGAUACAUCAGGAGCAGUGACUGAGAAGUAUGAGUAUCAGGCAGAGGUUAGCCGUCUGAUGGAUUUAAUUGUUAACAGCUUGUACAGCAACAAAGAAGUGUUUCUACGGGAGCUAAUCAGCAACGCAAGUGAUGCUCUGGAUAAGCUAAGGUUUCUUGGUGUUACAGAGCCCGAGCUUUUAAAGGAUGGAGUUGAUCUUGAUAUCCGUAUACAAACUGAUAAAGAGAAUGGCAUAAUUACAAUCACAGACUCUGGAAUUGGUAUGACUCGUCAGGAAAUUGUUGACUGCCUUGGUACUAUAGCUCAAAGUGGAACAGCAAAGUUUUUGAAAGCUUUGAAGGAUAGCAAGGAUGCAGGAGCUGAUAGUAACCUAAUUGGGCAAUUUGGUGUUGGAUUCUAUUCAGCUUUCCUUGUUUCUGAAAGGGUUGAAGUCUCAACUAAGAGCCCAAAAUCAGACAAGCAGUAUGUUUGGGAAGGAGAGGCUAAUUCUAGCACCUAUAGCAUUCGAGAGGAGACUGAUCCAACCAAACUUAUUCCUCGAGGGACUCGCCUCACUUUAUAUCUAAAGAGAGAUGACAAAGGCUAUGCACAUCCUGAAAGAAUACAGAAGCUUGUACAAAACUAUUCACAGUUUGUUUCUUUCCCUAUAUAUACAUGGCAAGAAAAGGGAUAUACUAAAGAGGUUGAAGUUGAUGAUGAUCCUGCAGAGGGCAAGACUGAUGGGCAAGAUGAGCCGGCUGAGAAAAAGAAGAAAACCAAGAAGGUUGUGGAGAAAUAUUGGGAUUGGGAUCUUACUAAUGAGACUCAACCAAUAUGGCUUAGAAAUCCAAAGGAGGUUACUGCAGAAGAGUAUAAUGAGUUCUACAAGAAGACCUUCAAUGAAUAUAUGGAGCCUCUUGCAUCUUCCCAUUUUACGACUGAGGGAGAGGUAGAGUUCAGAUCUGUCCUCUAUGUGCCAGCAGCUUCUCCUGCGGGCAAAGAUGACUUUAUUAAUGGCAAAACAAAAAAUAUAAGGCUUUAUGUGAAGCGGGUGUUCAUUUCAAGUGACUUUGAUGGUGAACUGUUCCCAAGAUAUCUGAGCUUUGUGAAAGGGGUGGUAGACUCAAAUGAUCUUCCGUUGAAUGUCUCACGAGAAAUCCUUCAAGAGAGUCGCAUUGUUCGCAUAAUGAGGAAACGUUUGGUUAGGAAAGCUUUUGAGAUGAUCCAAGGCAUAGCCUUGAGUGAUGACAAAAAUGACUAUGAUGUGUUUUGGGAAAACUUUGGCAAGUACCUAAAAAUAGGUUGCAUUGAUGAUCGUGAGAACCACAAACGUCUUGCCCCAUUGCUGAGAUUUUUCUCUUCUCAAAGCGAGGAAUAUACAAUCAGCCUUGAUGAAUAUGUUGAGAACAUGAAGCCAGAUCAGAAGGGAAUAUUUUAUAUUGUUUCCGACAGUGUAGCAGUUGCAAAGAACACUCCCUUCUUGGAAAAGCUAGUUGAGAAAGAUCUUGAAGUCCUCUUCUUAGUUGAUCCCAUUGAUGAACUUGCGAUCCAGAAUCUUAAGUCCUAUAAGGAAAAAGAGUUUGUUGAUAUUAGCAAAGAAGAUCUCCAUCUUGGUGAAAAGAAUGAAGAUGAGGAGAAGGAGAUGAAACAAGAGUUUGGUCCCACCUGUGAUUGGAUAAAGAAGCGGUUAGGCGAAAAAGUUGCUGGUGUAGAAAUCUCAAACCGUUUAAGCUCAUCUCCUUGUGUUCUAGUAUCCGGAAAGUUUGGUUUGUCUGCCAACAUGGAAAGGCUGAUGAAGGCCCAAAAUGCUGGCGAUACCUCUAGCUUUGCAUUUAUGAAAAGCAGGAGGGUCUUUGAGAUAAAUCCUAACCACCCUAUCAUCAGAACAUUGAAUGAGGCAUCCAAAAACAGCCCCAAUGAUGAAGAAGCCCUGCGAGCAAUUGAUCUUUUGUACGACACGGCUUUGGUUUGCAGUGGUUUCACUCCCGACAAUCCAGCUGAGCUCGGAGGUAAGAUCUAUGGCAUGAUGAGCAUGGCCCUAUCGGGCAAAUGGGGAGGAGAAGGAGCUUCGCCUGAUUUCCACCAGUAUUCAUCGCCCCAAACACAUAACAUCAUCCCGGACACAGUCGAGGCCGAGGUGGUGGAGCCCGCAGAAGCAGGAGGCCAAAAGUAAAGCUGAGAGUAUGUGACAACUUUCAAUGCUUGAAGUUGCCUCAAUCCUAGUUAAGGAUGUUAUUUUGAACAUUAAGAUGCACGUUUUGAUUGAUGUUGGUGUGUGCUUUAAAGCAGUGUUUUGCAACAUUUUAUUGACCAUUCUUAGAAGAUGACUCGCAUUUGCGGUAUUUUUGGUAGUAUUUAAAAUCAACUACUACUUUCUAU
Molecule: messenger RNA, 3190 nt
Organism: Cuscuta campestris
Lineage: Eukaryota; Viridiplantae; Streptophyta; Magnoliopsida; Solanales; Convolvulaceae
Source: the annotation of a GenBank genome assembly